GUUGAGUGCCAUAUCAUUUCUAAUUCAAAAGAAUUAAGACCAUCUUGUGUCCUUUUCCGGUACCUUUUGUCUAUUUCAGCCGCCGCCGCCAUCGCCGCCGUCCUUUUCUCGCCGGGAUUUGGGAAGAAAAGCAUUUGUCAGAGAGUGUGUCUGUGAUGGCCGUCGCACCAAAUGCUUCUGGCUUAUUUAUUCCCUCCCAAAACUAUCGCAGGCUUUCACCCUCUCGGUUACCUCUGAUCUCCAGUUCGAGACCUAAGUCUCUGAUUGCUAUGGCUUCUCUCAGCAUUGCCCCAACUCUUGGGAUUUCGAAUACCUUCUCCAGACUUAAGGAGCAAGGCAAAGUUGCAUUGAUACCUUACAUUACUGCUGGUGACCCUGAUUUAUCAACUACUGCUGAAGCAUUAAAAAUUCUUGAUUCUUGUGGUUCUGACAUAAUAGAGUUAGGUGUGCCCUACUCUGACCCUUUGGCAGAUGGACCAGUUAUCCAGGCUGCAGCUACUCGUGCUUUAGCAAGAGGGACUAGCUUCUCUGCGAUCUUAGCCAUGUUGAAGGAGGUUAUACCUCAACUAUCCUGCCCAAUUGCUUUGUUUUCAUAUUACAACCCGAUCCUGAAGCGUGGUGUUGAGAAGUUUAUGGGCACCAUAAAAGAUGUGGGUGUACAUGGACUUGUGGUGCCUGAUGUUCCAUUGGAAGAGACCGAGGUUUUGAGAAAUGAGGCUGCUAAGCAUGGUAUUGAAUUGGUGUUGCUUACUACACCCACUACUCCACAAGAAAGAAUGAAAGCCAUUGUGGAAGCUUCAGAAGGAUUUGUUUACCUUGUAAGCUCUGUUGGAGUUACAGGUGCUCGUGCAUCUGUGAGUACGCGUGUUCAAUCCCUACUGCAGGAAAUUAAGGAGGCAACUACAAAACCAGUUGCUGUUGGAUUCGGAAUAUCAAAACCAGAACAUGUGCAACAGGUUUCUGGAUGGGGAGCAGAUGGUGUGAUUGUUGGAAGUGCCAUUGUGAAGAUUUUAGGAGAUGCUAAUUCUCCCGAGGAAGGAUUAAAAGAGCUCGAGAGCUUCGCCAGGUCCCUAAAGGCUGCACUUCCCCGAGGACAGUAGCCGAUGAACACCGUACUUCUUCAUCAUCAUCAAAAUGUUAAAAUUCUCCGGCAUUUGGCAGUGAUAAUGUUGUCUUGUGGAUCUUUUGUUGGAAAUUUUGAUUUGAUAUUCAAAAUUUCGCGGUCGAGCAAUUAUUGCAGUGAUCUCUGGCUGUACCCUACUUGUUGAUCUGGUGAAAUGUGGCUAAACUUUGUUGAACCUGUUUUAUCAGGAGUUGUAUGUGAAUGAGGAAAUAAUAAUCUCUGCCUUUUAAUA
Messenger RNA from Dioscorea cayenensis subsp. rotundata (Guinea yam), 1355 nucleotides. Its product is annotated as tryptophan synthase alpha chain-like. Lineage: Eukaryota; Viridiplantae; Streptophyta; Magnoliopsida; Dioscoreales; Dioscoreaceae. Gene Ontology annotation, biological process: L-tryptophan biosynthetic process. The record is from RefSeq and is a predicted model, not a curated record. The coding region runs from base 156 to 1100 and encodes 314 amino acids. Gene Ontology annotation, molecular function: tryptophan synthase activity. Gene Ontology annotation, cellular component: cytosol; chloroplast. The transcript is spliced from 10 exons.